Elaeis guineensis (African oil palm) is the source of this 2334-nucleotide messenger RNA. Its product is annotated as casein kinase 1-like protein 2. The record is from RefSeq and is a predicted model, not a curated record. Gene Ontology annotation, molecular function: protein kinase activity; ATP binding. Gene Ontology annotation, biological process: protein phosphorylation. Lineage: Eukaryota; Viridiplantae; Streptophyta; Magnoliopsida; Arecales; Arecaceae.
CACAAAAGAAUUAGAAAACCCGACUAAAGGGAUCAGCGAUAGAGAUAGAGAGAGAAAGAAGUCUUAUAUUGUCCGCCAUCGAAGAACCGUGAUUUCGAUUGGAUUGAAACGUGCGUGGGGGCGGCAUCCAAAGACCCCUUUCCCCUUCCCCUCCUCCCUCGAUCUCCCCCAUUUUCUUCUUUCCUAAUUCCGUUUUCGUAGAUGAAAACCCGAGAAAUCGAUCCUUGUUUGGGGAAACUCUAGGUUCCGAUCUCUUUUUCUUCAUAUAUUUUGUCUUUGUUCUUUGAUCGAUCGACUGGGCGAUGCGAUUCGGCCUGUUUUCUUGUUUUCCUGGGUAAUCGGUAGGGAUUCGAGAGAUCGGAGGGGGUUUCGUUUUUUCUUUUUUGGUUUUGGGGGAUUGCUGGUUUUUUCCCCCCCCCUUUCUUUUGCGCUGUAAAAAUCUGAUGUUUUAGGGUUAGGGUUUGAAAUUGAGGUUGGCGUUUCUUGAAUCCGGCUGCGGCUAUGGAGCCUCGCGUGGGGAACAAGUUCCGGCUCGGUCGCAAGAUCGGGAGCGGGUCUUUUGGGGAGAUCUAUUUAGGUACUAAUGCUCAAACGAACGAAGAGGUUGCCAUUAAACUCGAAAAUGUCAAGACAAAGCAUCCCCAGUUGUUAUACGAAUCAAAACUGUACAGGAUACUGCAAGGAGGGACUGGGAUUCCGAAUGUGAGAUGGUUUGGUGUUGAAGGUGAUUAUAAUGUCCUUGUGAUGGAUUUACUUGGGCCAAGUCUUGAAGACCUUUUUAAUUUCUGUAGCAGAAAGCUAUCUCUAAAGACUGUUCUGAUGCUUGCGGAUCAGAUGAUCAACCGAGUAGAGUUUGUUCACUCCAAGUCCUUUCUGCAUCGAGACAUCAAACCAGAUAAUUUUCUUAUGGGUCUAGGACGACGAGCUAAUCAGGUAUACAUCAUUGAUUUUGGCCUUGCCAAGAAGUAUAGAGAUACUACAACUCACCAGCACAUUCCAUAUAGAGAGAACAAAAACUUGACUGGGACAGCAAGAUACGCAAGUGUUAACACCCAUCUUGGCAUAGAACAAAGCAGGAGGGAUGAUCUGGAGUCUCUUGGAUAUGUUCUCAUGUACUUCUUAAGAGGAAGUCUUCCAUGGCAGGGUUUAAAAGCAGGAACCAAGAAACAGAAGUAUGAAAAAAUCAGUGAAAGAAAAGUUGCUACAUCAAUUGAGGCUUUAUGUCGGGGAUAUCCUUCAGAGUUUGCAUCAUACUUCCAUUACUGCCGUUCACUACGUUUUGAUGAUAAGCCAGACUAUGCAUAUCUUAAGAGAUUAUUUCGGGAUCUUUUUAUCCGUGAGGGAUUUCAGUUUGAUUAUGUGUUUGACUGGACCAUAUUGAAAUAUCAGCAGUCACAAAUCGCCAGUGCUCCUCCACGUGCUGUUGGUCCUGGUGCUGGACCUAGCUCUGGCUUGGCCCCUGCAGUUGCCAACGACAGGCAGUCAGGUGGUGAGGAAGGAAGAACAAGUGGUUGGUCGGCAAUGGAUCCCUCUCGUCGACGAGUUCCUGCUCCUGCUCCGGCUCCAGCUAUAACUGCAGGCAGCUUAUCAAAGCAGAAAACCCCAAUGGGAAAUGAUCCAGCUGCUACUAAAGAUGUCAUGUUAUCCAGUUCGACUUUUUUGGGGCGGUCAAGCGGAUCUUCAAGGCGAGCUGCUGUUUCUAGCAGCCGGGAUGUUGUGGCUGGUGAGUCAGACCCAUCUCAGACUCGUACUGCUGAGGCAAGUCCUGGGACAUUCCGCAGACUUUCUGGUGCUCAGAGAAGUUCCCCUGUUAGUUCCGCAGAGCAUAAGCGGUCUUCAUCUGGUAGGCCAUCUAACAUCAAGAACUAUGAAUCCACCCUUAAAGGCUUCGAGUGCCUUAAUUUCAACAGCGACGAGAGGGUUCAGUAUUAGUGUUGAUUCUAGUCAAGCUGCUGCAACUUAUGCUUUUUUCACUCUGUAUAAAACAUCAUAAACUGGAGAACAAUGCUCGGGCAUGUUUCCCAUUAGUUAAUGUGGGAAGCUGUUGGGGUGACUGGUGAUUUGAGAAAGUGCCCUAAAGACUGCAAAAUAAGAGAAAGGCAGUUCUAAGGAGUUGGGACACCUAACUAUGCCAUUGCCAUGGUAAGGCUGUUUGUACAUGUGUCCUGAGCUAUUGCUAUGGCUUCCUCCUGGAUGUAAUCCAUGUUAUUUGAUUAUAUUUCUUGGAUUUUUUUUUUUUCUCUCGCUGAAUCCACAUGCCAACUGUUUGCGGAAGAAACCAUUUGAUUUAUUGUAAUUAAUGAACAAUGUGAGGACUCCAGGUGUGUUGACUUA